AUGGCUCGAUCGGUGCUACUGUGUAGUUGGUCCGUGGUUCUAGUGUCGGCACUUGUUAUUCUUGUUCUGCCAAGUGCUAGCAACGGUGCCUCCAUUGGCAACGCUGUCUCGCCCUGUCCCGCCAUAUUUAAGUAUGCGAGCGACAGUAUCAAGCAGCAGAUUUACGGGAUCGUCGAUACACGCGAGCAGGCCGUGGAUAAGGUUGGCACGCUCGAAUUGCAUUUGUCGAUCGCGGGUGAGCUACGAUCGAAAUACGUUGGCUCGAUCGAGGCGAUUGAGGAUAGCACCCAGAUUUUGGAACAGUUCGGCAAGGGACGCGGUGUCCAGUACCGGGUAAACUUCCCUCUGCAGGACCCCCUACCCAAGGUAACGAAGGUGAUCUUCAACGGACGCGAACUGUGCGCCGGGCCCGGAGAUCGCGGCACGUUUGUCAGUGCCGUCACGUUGCGGCACUUCCUGCGUUCGGACUCGUGCAAGGAGAACUGCGAGCGCACCAAGGUGGUACCGUCGAGCCUGAACCUCGACCUGAGUCCGCCAGCCGUAGCCACCACCGUCCGACCGGCAGCCUUCCCGGUAGCGGCCCCGGCUGCUGCUCCCUUGACGCCUCUUGGGCACCGCAAACAGAUCCAGCCACUGGACAAAACCAAACCAGCGGGCGAGUCCAGCGCUCCGGGCGUACAGCACGAGUACCAGCGGACGAUCGAGCGCAAGGAGGAAACGAACAACCCGCAGGACAACAGUACGUCGGUCAAGUACAUCCGGGAGGAGAUCACCUAUCGGAAGCAGGUCAUCACGCCGGGCGGCGCGGCGACGCUGCAGGACGACGAACUGCAGCUGCCAUCGUUCGUGACCAACUGACGUAAUUCGCAGUCUCACCUCCCACCCCUUCCGGACUGCAUUCGCGAGUAGAAGUUUACAUCAUAGGCCUCGGGGACCUGGGGCGGAAAGCAGUGUGCCGCGCCAUAUAGGGGAAAAUCUGGCGAUCGCGGGGGACGCCGGUAAUGUUCCGCUCGAACUCUGCAAACU
This is a messenger RNA of Anopheles coustani, 1026 nucleotides long. RefSeq lists its product as uncharacterized. The record is from RefSeq and is a predicted model, not a curated record. Bases 1 to 858 code for a protein of 285 amino acids. The transcript is spliced from 2 exons. Lineage: Eukaryota; Metazoa; Arthropoda; Insecta; Diptera; Culicidae.